Molecule: messenger RNA, 16617 nt
Organism: Struthio camelus australis
Lineage: Eukaryota; Metazoa; Chordata; Aves; Struthioniformes; Struthionidae
Source: RefSeq, a predicted model, not a curated record
GAAGGUCGCAGGUCUCCGCUGCACCAAGCGCCUCACAUUCGAGGAGGGGGAGGAACACAGCCUAGAGAAGACCUUUAGUCAAAUGGAACAACCAGUCUCUGUGGUGCAAUCCCAGCACACGUAACCGUUUAACCCUUGCUCACUCCCCGCGUUUCUUUCAGUAAGCGGCUGGUCGUUGACCUGCGUUUGCCAACGUGCACGGCGCCUUCCGAGGCAGGCCCCCAAAAACCUGUCUGCGAUUUGAACGCGCACGGGUCAAUACGCUCCCUUUCCAAAGUGCCAAUAGGCAGAAGUCCUUGGUGGGAGGACAAGAGAGGGUUUACCUUAAACAAAGGGGGGAAAAGGUUUCUAAGGGAAAAGCAAUCUUACCACAAGCACGACAGAAAGCAGAUUUUCGGCCGAUUGAUGAGGCUGGGCACAUGCCUCAACCCCACGUCAGCUGCUACAACAUGAUCCAAAUCAUUAACCACUGGCCCCUUACACAAGGGCUGCCUCCCAUGGAGAGCUGCUCCCAUCGAGCCUGGAGAAACCUGUCUUUCGUGAGGACCUCGACUGCGUGGGAAACAGCUUCUACUGGGAAGGCGCUAUUCAAAGCACAUGGAACAGGAAAGCAGAAAAAGCUCAUCACUCUGCGUAUCCAAGAGGAGGGGACACGAGGAUACAGUGAAGACAGUGGAAAGGUAGAAGGCCAGCCCAAUGGUGACACAAUCCCAGCUGAGCAAGCCAAUCCUUCAGAUGACACUGUUGCUGGUGCUGGGAGUCGUCAGAAUGAUCAGAUAGUGCAGAAAAUAGAGGAAGUGCUCUCUGGAGCCCUUGAUACAGAGCUGCAGUGCAAAUCAGAUGUAGACAAAGAUACUGUGAACAGUAGUUCUAAGUCUACAAAAAGAAGUCCUACUGAUGAAGGUCAAGAUGAAAUUCCUAGAAAAAAAUCAAAGAAGAACAAGAAACACAAAAGCAAGAAGAAGAAGAAAAAGAAGAAGAAAAGGAAGAAAGAGAAAAAGCAUAAAAAGCAGCCAAAAGAGUCAAAACUGAGCGCACGUCAUGGAGAACAUGCAAACUUACAGCCUGCGUCUCACUUGAUGCCAGAGAAUUCAAGCUCCAAACAGAGUAUACAGCAUGGAGGAUCUGGAGAUUCAAAUCUGGCUGUUCACGUGCAGCCAGAAGAAAUGUGCUUAAAAGUAAGUGAGGAGCUUGACAGACACGCUUUAGGACUUGAUUCUCAUUUGAGAUCUGAUUCUCAGCCACGUAAGGAAGAUCUUGAAAGUGAGAAGGGAAAUUUGUGUGCAGCACAUCCUCAGUUUAAUAUAGAAAGCAGCAAAUCUGAUAUCCAACAAUAUACUAGUAUAACUCAAAGUAACAUUUGCACUAGAGAAGAACAAAUUAGUGUGUCUCACGAAAAUAUUUAUCCUGUAGCUAUUAAUACGAGUGGAAAGGGUGAACUUCAUGUUGAUACUGGAAGUGAUACAUUGUCUAGCAUCCCAUCUGGAGUUGCCAAUAAAUCUGAACUUCAGAAAGAUCCAGAAGUAGUAGAAGCACUAAAAGAUUCAGAAGAUAUUCUGAAGUCGAAAGGCACUGGGGAAGCUUUCAGUACAACUCUUGAAUCUGAGACCAUGGAAGUGUUGAAAUACUCAGAAGCAACUCUAAAAUCUGCGGCACAGUUGGGAACAAAAGAAUUAGAAACAAACUCGGAAUCUGUGUCUUUGGCAAGUGAUUUGACAACAAUUCCUAAUUCUGCAAACCAGGCAGAUUUGAAUACUGUGAAGUUAGCUCACGUAUCUAUGGCCAUAGAAGAAGUGAAAAUUCCAGAAGCGACAGAAGAAUCUCUGCAUAUGGCAAACGUGAAAAGUGUAGAAGGAUCUUUGGAACUAAGGAGUGUGCCUGGAACUUUGGAGCCAACCCUAAAGCCCUUAACUGUAGCUGAUGAUUUGAGAACGGCACAGCGGAGCCCCAUGGAGAGUGUGGACGUCUUCCAAACAGCCUUGGAACCUGUAGCUAUAAUGGGGGAUGUGAAAGAUAAAAAAACAGACCCAGAUACGGCUUUGCAACAUGCUUUUAAAAUACCUGUGGGAAUGGCUUUAACCCAGGUGGAAGUGAAAAGUGCCGAAAUACCCCUAGGACCAGGGGCUGUAACAAAGGUGAAAGACGUUGAACUGGCCAGCGGCUCUGUGCAGACAGAAAACGUGAAGGGUUUGGAAGAAGGUCUGGUAAAGACAAAAGCUUUGGACACAGUUGUGGAACCUGUGGGUAUGAUAGGAGCAAAAGAUGUCAAAGUAGCUCAAGAACCUCUGCAAGUUGAAGUUACCAAAAGUUUGGAAGGAACCAUUGGUUCUGCAGCAUUGUUAAAUGCUUCAGAGGUGGUCUUAGAGCCUGAAGAGACAGAAUCUAGAGCUUUGGAUAGAACCCAGGUGUUUGCAGUUCUAGCAGAAGUAACCAAUGUGAAUGUGGCUCAAGAACCUCUACAAAUGGGAGAUAUGAAAAAAAUCCAAGAGGCUAAUGAUUUGGAAACAACUUUUCAAGCUGUAGCUGUGACAGAGUUAAAAGCAACAGUGAGCCAAGAACCUCAGCAAACUAAAGAUUCAGGAGCAGCUCUAAAAUAUGUGGUGGCAGAGGCAGAAGGAUUAAAAGCAACAUUAGAACCUGUAACAGUUAUGGAGGCAUUUGUCCCCAAAACAGCUUCAGAAAUCCAGAUGGUGGAGGGUUAUAAAGGUCCACAAACAACUGUGGAAGUUGUGACGCUAGCUACAAAAAAAGCUAUGGAAACGAAUCAAACUGCUCUGCAACUGGAAAAUAAUACUUCAAAAAUUUCAGAAGCGACUCUAAAGCCUGGAGCUGUAGCAGAGGCAAAAGAUUCAGAAGGAAGUUCGUUAUUGAGACAAAGAGAGGACUUGAGAGACUCAAGAUCUGAGAGCGAGUCAAAUGUGAAAGGUUUCGAAGCAGCUCCUCUUUCUUUUCAGAAGGAAGAUGUGAAAGGUCCAGGAGGAAUCAUAAGACCAAUGGCAAUGCUAGAAGGAAAAACUUCAGAAACAACUUCACUGUCUUUGCAAACAGAUGAUAUGAAAGCUUCAGAAGGAGCCCUGAAAUAUGGGGCUCUGACCACAGGUUUAGCAGCAGCACUAGAUUCGGCAGUGGAGUCAAAAGGUUCAGAAAUAAAUCUGGGUUGUACGGCAGGAGUAGAAGCACCUUCUGAUGCCGGUUUCCCAGCUGUGAAAAUCGGAAAUGAAAAGCAUUUGGAAAGAAGCAUAGGUACUGUGAGAGCAGUGGAGAGUCUGGAAACGACCUUAGUACCUAUAGCAGAGACGGAAGGGAAAGAUUCAGAAGCAGUCCUUGACGGCGCCAGGACAGGGGUGAAAACAUCUUCAUCACAUCUGCAGACUGAAGAUGUGAAAGAUUUAGGAGGAGAUCCAGAGUCUUUGGGUAUAGCAAAGAUGAAAGCUUUGGAAGCAGUCUUUCAGCCUGCGCCCCUUGCAAGGGCAAAGGGUAUAGGAGAAAAUGUAGGUUCUGAAGCCAAAAUUGGCACCCAAGUUUUGGAAGCAAGUCCAGGACGUCUGGCCUUAGAAAGUUCAGAAAGAACUCCUGAAUCUCCAUUUGCACAUGUAAGCAUGGAGCCCAUUACAAAGUCUGAGGCACUGGCAGAAGUGACACAUUUGAAAACUGCAGCAGAGACAGAACCAAAACCUGUGGAAACAAUUGUUGAGCCUCUUGUUACAAGCAAAACAAAGAGUUCGGUCUCUUCGCAGCCUGAAGUCUUGACAGAUAGAGAGUUGGAGAUAACCUCACAGACUGAGAUGACAAGGGAGAUGAAGGAUUCUGAAAUAGCUACUGGACCUGCCAUUGUAAAAAUGAGACAUUUAGACAGCUUGCCAGAAGUUGAGGCAGUUUUAGAGGUAAAAGAUGCGGAAGCAAGUUCAAAAACUUUGCACUUAACAGAAGUGAAAAAUUUGGAAAUGGCUGUGGGAUCUAAAACGAAGUCACUCAUGCAGGACUUGGGAACAACCGUAGAAUCUGAGGUGGCUGCAGAAGUAAAAGAUUCUGAAGUUCCUCCAGAAGAUCUGAACAAAGCAAAGGUGAAGAACAAAGAAGCAGUACUGGAACGUGUGCAAACAGUGAUGGUGGAAACUUUGGAAGAAAAUUCAAAAUCUCUGCACGUGGAAGAAUUGGAAACAACUGUGGAAUAUGAAACUGGAAGUAAGCCAGAAAAAUCUGAAGGAGUAAUAGAAUCCAAGACUGUUAAAGGAGUAGAAUAUUCCAGAACAGCUCCAGAAUCUCUGCAGACACCAACAGUGGGCGAUACAGAAGGAGUAUUAGAAUCUUUACCCAGAGUUGAAGAAAAAAUUGCGGCAUCAGAAGUAGUGACAGAAGUGAGAAACUCGAAAGGAACUUUGGAAUCUAAGGUUUCAACAGAUGUGAGAAAUCAGGGACCUACUGUAGAGUAUAUAAUUGCAACAAGACGGACAGGUACAAAAAAAGUUGAGUCUUCACAUAUUAUCAGCGUAAAAGAUUUUGAAGAAGCUUCAGGAACGGAUAAAGGAGUGAAAGUAAAAUAUUUGGAGGCAGCAUCAGAAGCUAGAGAAAAGAGUUUUUUGCAAAGUACAAAAGAACCUGCGGUAGCAGAAAGGAAAGAUUCUGGAAGAGUCGCAGAACCUGAGGGUACCCAAGGUUUGGAAGCUUCCCAAAAAUCUGAAGAAGUAGGGAUGAUGAAUGUUUUAAGAGAUGCUUCAGAAACAUUCACCAGAGCAAAACAGCUUUCGGAAGCUGUUUCAGAGUCUUUACACACUGAAAAGCCAGAACAUCUGCAAGUAGUUCCAGACGCCAAACCUGCUGCAGAACAGAAAAGUGCAGAAGAGGCUCCAGAAAUCUUGAGUGCUGCUGAAAUGAAAUCUUCUGAAGCAGUUCCAAAAACAGGGGAUGUGAAAGAUCUGGAAACAGUGCUAGAACGUGAAGAAGCAGCAGAAGUACAGUAUUCAGAAGUGGUACAGUGUCAGCAAAUGGAGGAUGUAAGAGUUCCAGAACAAACUCAGGAACGUGAGAUACAGGUUGAGAAGGAAGAUACAGAACAAACUGUACCACCUGAGCCUUUGAUAGAAGUAAAUGGUAGGCAGACUACUGAAGCAUCAGUGGCAGGUCCAGAAGCAGCUUUUAGUUCUUUACAUGCAGCAGAUGGAAAAGACUCAGCAGCAACUCCUGAAUCUGUAAAACACUUGGAAGCUGGUCCAGCUGAUGUGGCAGAGACACAAGAUUUGGAAGCAGCUCCAACACCUGAGGCAACUGUAGAGCUGAAAGAUUCAGGAGCAGCUGCAGGAUCAGGGGCAGAGACAAAAGAUUUGGAAGCAGCUCUGAGACCUGAGACUGUUACAGAAGAAGUUCCAGUGCUGGUGGCAGAGGCAAGCGAGUCAGAAGAAACUCCACAGGCUGAGGCUGUGAAAGAAGCAGCUCCAGGGCAGGCGGAAGAAGCAAGAGAUUCAGAAACAUCUGAUGUGCAACCUGAUGUGGCAGCACGGAUGAGAGAGACUCUGAUGAGACUUGAGAAAGUUUUUGAAAAAAGCCACAGAAGUGAUAAAAAACACGAUGCGAAGAAACUAAAAAGGAGUCGUUCAAAGUCUCAUUCCAGGUCUAAGAAGAGGAAAAAAAAAUCAAGGUCAAGUUCUACUUCCAGGCGUUUGACCUCUAAAAGAGCACGUUCUAGGAGCAGAACUAUUCAGAUUCCAGAAAAAAGCAUUCCAAAUCUAGAUCCCGGUCUGUGGAGAAGAGAGAGAGGAGGGUGUCUUCCCGGAGGUCCAGGCGCAGACGUUCCAGGUCCUCAGACCGCUACAGGUCUAAAUCCAGAUCAGCAGAAAAGAGAGGGAGCAGAUUGUCCUCUGGGAGGUCCAGGCGUAGACGUUCCAGGUCCUCUGACCGCUACCGGUCUAAAUCCAGAUCAGUGGAAAAGAGCAGACUGUCCUCUAGAAGGUCCAGGCGCAGGCGUUCAAGGUCUUCAGACCGCUCGGUCUAAAUCCAGAUCAGUGGAAAAAAGGCUGUCCUCCCGAAGAUCUGGCCGCAGGCGUUCCAGGUCCUCUGACCGCUACCGGUCUAAAUCCAGAUCAGUGGAAAAGAGCAGACUGUCCUCUAGAAGGUCCAGGCGCAGGCGUUCUAGGUCUUCGGACCGCUACCGGUCUAAAUCCAGAUCAGUGGAAAAAAGGCUGUCCUCCCGAAGAUCUGGCCGCAGGCGUUCCAGGUCCUCUGACCGCUACCGGUCUAAAUCCAGAUCAGUAGAAAAAAGGCUGUCCUCCCGAAGGUCUGGCCGCAGACGUUCCAGGUCUUCGGACCGCUACCGGUCUAAAUCCAGAUCAGUGGAAAAAAGGCUGUCCUCCCGAAGAUCUGGCCGCAGGCGUUCCAGGUCCUCUGACCGCUACCGGUCUAAAUCCAGAUCAGUGGAAAAGAGCAGACUGUCCUCUAGAAGGUCCAGGCGCAGGCGUUCUAGGUCUUCGGACCGCUACCGGUCUAAAUCCAGAUCAGUGGAAAAAAGGCUGUCCUCCCGAAGAUCUGGCCGCAGGCGUUCCAGGUCCUCUGACCGCUACCGGUCUAAAUCCAGAUCAGUGGAAAAAAGGCUGUCCUCCCGAAGAUCUGGCCGCAGGCGUUCCAGGUCCUCUGACCGCUACCGGUCUAAAUCCAGAUCAGUGGAAAAGAGCAGACUGUCCUCUAGAAGGUCCAGGCGCAGGCGUUCAAGGUCUUCAGACCGCUACCGGUCUAAAUCCAGAUCAGUAGAAAAAAGGCUGUCCUCCCGAAGGUCUGGCCGCAGACGUUCCAGGUCUUCGGACCGCUACCGGUCUAAAUCCAGAUCAGUAGAAAAAAGGCUGUCCUCCCGAAGGUCUGGCCGCAGACGUUCCAGGUCUUCGGACCGCUACCGGUCUAAAUCCAGAUCAGUAGAAAAAAGGCUGUCCUCCCGAAGGUCUGGCCGCAGACGUUCCAGGUCUUCGGACCGCUACCGGUCUAAAUCCAGAUCAGUAGAAAAAAGGCUGUCCUCCCGAAGGUCUGGCCGCAGACGUUCCAGGUCUUCGGACCGCUACCGGUCUAAAUCCAGGUCAGCAGAAAAGAGACUAUCCUCCUGGAGGUCCCGACGCAGACGUUCCAGGUCGUCUGACCGUUCUAAAUCUAGAUCCAGGUCUUCAGAAAAGAGAGGGGGCAAAGAAUAUUCCUGGAGGUUCAGACACAGAGGGUCUGGUUCAUCUGAUCGUUCAAAAUCUAGGUCUAGGUCAGUUGAAAAGAGGAGUCGGAAGGCAUCUCAGCGGAGGUCUAAACGUCAGCGCUCAAAGUCCUCUGACCGUUACAAGUCUCGAUCCAGAUCGGUAGAAAAAAAAGAUCGGAAGCAAUCAUCACGGAAGUCUAAACGUCAGCGCUCAAAGUCCUCUGAUCGCUACAAGUCUAGAUCCAAAUCAGUGGAAAAAAAGAAGGAGUCUUCAAGAAAAUCUAAGCGUCGCCGCUCAAAGUCUUCUGAACGUUAUAAGUCUAGAUCGAGGUCUGUUGAAAAAAAGCGCAAGGAAUCUUCAAAGAAAUCCAAACGGAAACGCUCUAAAUCCUCUGACAGUGUUAAAUCAAGGUCCAAAUCUGUCGAAAAAAGAGAGACCAAGUUAUCCUCAGUAAAGUGCAGUAAUAAGCACAUUGAGUCUUGUGAACAUCUUGAGACAAGAACUAAAUCUCCUGAAAAAAUAGAUGGUCCUGAACCUUCUUUGACAUCUGAAGGCAGCUCCUCCAAAUCCUCUGAUGGUCCCGUGUCGAUGGCUUUGCCUGCUGAAAAGGUAAAUGGUCCAGAGCUGCCGCUGACAUCUGAAAGCGGAUCUUCCAAAACUUUAGAUAGCCUUGAGACAAGAUCCUCCUCUAUUGAAAAAACAGAGGAUCUGCAGCCUACCGUGUUGUCUGAACUUGAAAGCUCCAAAGGCCCAGAUGACCAGGAAUUGGGAUCCAUGCCUGCGGAAAAAACACAGGUUUCUGAGCUUUCUCUGACAAGUGAAAAUGGGUGUUCCACCACCCUUUAUAACUAUGACUCUGGAUCCACACCAGCUGAAAAAACAGUGGCUCUGGAGUCUUCAGCACUACCUGAACUUCCAUGUUCCACGUCCAAGUCAAGAUCCUCAUCUGUUGAAAAAAGAGAGGAUCCAAAGCCGCCUCUGGUAGCAGAUUUUCCACUCUGCACAUCCCCUGAAAAUGAAUUGAGGUCUACAUCUCUCAAAAAAAUACAGGAUCCAGAGCCUCUUCGGGCAUUUGAAAGUGGAUGCUCUGUGUCUUCUGAUGCUUGCAACUCAAUUUCCUUGUCCUUGGAAAAAACAGAGGUUCAAGGAUCUUCUCUGAUGUCUGAAAGUGCGGUCUCUGACUUUACUGAUGGUCAUGAAGUGAGACCUAUCCCUGCUGAAAAAACAGAGCUUCAGAAGUUUUUGCAAGUACCUGAAAGUGGAUCUUCUAAAUUGGCUGACAGCCCUCAGCCAAGGUCACUGUCUUUUGAAACAGCAGUGGUUCAGGACACCAGACUUGCAUGUUCCAAGUUCCCUGAUGUCCAUGAGUCUGCCUCCUUGCCUAUUGAAAAAGGCAGGAUGCAGGAGCCUUCCCUGGCUUCUGACAGUGGAUGCUCCAAGUCUCCUGAUAGACACGAAUCAGGAUCCUGCUUUGCUGCAAAACCAGAGGAGCUUUCAUUGAUGUUGGAAGGUGGGUCCUUCAAGUCACCUGACGGAAAUGAAUUAGGAUCCUUAUCUAGUGAAAAAGUAGAGGCUCUAGAUGCUUCUCUGUCAUCUGAACGUGCUCCCGUUGAGGUCUCGGAUGACCUAAUGUCAGCUCCAUCUUUAGAAAAAGUGCAGGAGGUUGUUACGGCAGCUGUAGGGGAAAGCUACCAGUCUUCCGAAGUUCAUGAGUCGACAUCAUCUGUUGACAAAGAUCUAGGCAGUCUGGAAUCUUCACAGGUACUUGAAAUUGGCUGCUCUGAAUCUUCUCAAAUCUGUGGAUCCCUGCCAGCUGAAAAAAGAGAGAGUAUAGAAUCUUUUUCGACAUCUAAAAGUGGAUUUCCCAUGUGCCAUGAUGGCCAUGAGUCAAAAUACAAUUUUUUGGAGAAACUGGAAGGUGCAGAACUGUCAGUGGCAUCUGAACGUAGGUAUUCUGCAUUUCCAGAAGGCCAUGAAUUGAGAUCCACUGCAGCUGAAGAGUUAAAUAUACAAAAACCUUCUCUUCUGCUGGCAAGUGGAUCCUCGGAAUCCACUGAUGUUUGUCAGUCAGUAAGCACUCUUAAUGAAAAACUAGAUUCCCAGAUGCCUUCUCUGACAUCUGAAGAUGGACUUUUCCUCUUGCCUGAUAGUCAUGAGUUGAGACCUAUCCCUGCUGAAAGAGUGGAAGUGCAAAAGUCGUAUUUGGCCUCUGAACUUGGAUGCACUGUAUCUCCUGAUGGCCACAAGUUGAGAUCUGCCUCUGAAGAAAUACGGGUGCAGGAGCCGUCUCUGAUGCUGGAAAGUAGAUGUUCCAUUUCCUCUGACGGCCCUCAGUUGAUAUCUGCCCCUGCAGAGAGAGUUGAGGUGGAGGAGUCUUCUCAAAUGUCUGAAAACGAAUACACAAUGUCUCUUGAUGACCAGCAGUUGAGAUCAGCCGCUGUUGAAAAACGAGAGGUACGGGAACCUUAUCUGACACCUGAAGGAAGGUGUUCAGUCUCCCCUCAGAGCCAGGAGUUGCUGUCAUCCCCUGCUGAAAAGGUAGAGGUGCAAGAGUCUUUGACAUCUGAAAAUGAAUGUGCUGUAUCGUGGGAGGGCCAGGAGCUGAGAUCUAGCUCUCUUGAAAAAGUAAAGAUGCAGGAACCGUCUGUAACGCCUGACAAAGAAUAUGCUGUCGUCCCUGAAGAUCAAGAAUUGCCAUCUUCCCUUGCUGAAAAAGCAGAGGUACAGGAGUGUUCUUUGCUGUCUGAAAACGAGUAUGCUGUAUCCCCGGAGGACCAGGAGUUGAGAGCCAGCCCUGCUGAAAAAGUAGAGGUGCAGGAACCUUCUCUGACAUCUGACAACGAAUAUGCCAUAUUCCCUGAAGGCCAGGAAUUACAGUCUACCCUUGUGGAAAAAACAGUGGUGCAGGAGCCUUCUCUCAUAUCUGACAGUGAAUAUGCUGCAUCCCCUGAAGGUGAAAAAACAGAGGUACAGGAGUGUUCUCUGCUAUCGGAAAAUGAGUAUGUUUUGUCCCCGGAAGGCCGGGAUUUGACAUCCAGCCCUGUUGAAAAAGAAGAGUCGGAGGAACCUUCUGAAACAUCUGAAAGUGAAAGUUCAAUGUCCACUGAUAGCCAGGAGUUGCAAUCUACUCUUGCUGAAAAAGCAGAGGUGCAGGAGCUGUCUCUGAUGUCUGAAGGUGAAUGUACUAUGUCCCCUGAAGGUCAGGAGUUGCAUUCUAGCCCUCCUGAAAAAGGAGAGACUAAGGAGCCUUCUCUGACAUCUGAAAACGAACAUGCUCUGUCCCCCGAAGGCUACGAAUUAAGACUGACCCAUGAUGAGAAAGUAGAGGAUAUGGAUUCUUCUUUGACGUCUGAAAACGAUCAUCUUUUGUCUUUUGAGGGUCAGGAGUUAAGAUUCACCCCUGUUCAGAAAGCAGAUGUGCAGGAGCAUUCUCUGACACCUGAAAGUGAACGUUCAGCAUCCCCUGAUGGCCAGGAGUUGAGAUCCCCCCUUGUUGAAAAAGUAGGUGGUCUGGAACAGUCUUUGACAUUAAAUGAUAAAUCCUCCAUGUCCCCUGAUGGUAGUGACUUGAAAUCCGUCCCUGUUGAAAAAAUGGAGGAUGGGAUGCCUUCUUUAAUGCCUGAAAGUGGAUGCUUCAUGUCCCCUGAUGGCUACAGUGUGAAAUCUGCCCCUGGUGAAGAAGCAGGAGAUCUAGAGCCCUCUUUGACAUCUGAAUGUAGGCGUUCCACGUCCCCUGAUCAUGAUGGCCAUGAGCUGAAAUCUCCCAUGGAAGAAGAGGGUAUGGAAUCGUCUUUGACUUCUGACCAUAGGAGAUCCGUGUCCCCUGAUGGGCAUGACGUGAAAUCUACCAUGGAUGAAGAAAUAGAAGAUAUGGAGCCGUCUUUGACAUCUGAACGUAGACAUUCCACAUCCCCUGAUGAGCAUGAAUCAAGAUCUACCACUGGUGAAGAAGCAGAGUACCCGGAGCCACCUUUGACAGUUGAACGUAGACACUCCAUGUCUUCUGAUGGCCGUGAGUCGAGGUCUACCACUGGUGAAGAAAUAGAGGAUGUGGAACCCUCCUUGACAGCUGAACGUAGACAUUCCACAUCCUCUGAUGAGCAUGAGUCGAGGUCUACCACUGGUGAGGAGGUAGAGGAUGUGGAGCCGUCUUUGACAACUGAACGCAGACACUCCACGUCCUCUGAUGAGCAUGAGUCGAGGUCAACCACUGGUGAAGAUGUAGAGGAUGCAGAGCCCUCUUUAACGGCUGAACUUAGAGGCUCUGUGUCUCCUGAUGGACGUGAAUCGAGGUCUACCACUGGUGAAGAAGUAGAGGACGUGGAGCUCUCUUUGACAGCUGAACGUAGACACUCCACAUCCUCUGAUGAGCAUGAGUCGAGAUCUACCACUGGUGAAGAAGUAGAGGAUGUGGAGCCCUCUUUGACAACUGGACGUAGGCACUCCACGUCCUCUGAUGAGCAUGAGUCGAGGUCUACCACUGGUGAGGAGGUAGAGGAUAUGGAGCCGUGUUUGACAGCUGAACAUAGACGCUCUACAUCCCCUGAUGGGCGUGAAUCGAGAUCUACCACUGGUGAAGAAGUAGAGGAUGCGGAGCCCUCCUUGACAGCUGAACGUAGACACUCCACAUCCUCUGAUGAGCAUGAGUCGAGGUCUACCACUGGUGAGGAGGUAGAGGAUGUGGAGCCCUCUUUGACAGCUGAUCAUGAGCACCAGGAGUCGCUUUCCAUGCCUGUUGAAAAGCUGGAGGGACAGGAUUCUUCCUUUGUGCCCGAAAGUAGGCGUUCUGAGUCUUCUGAACGUGAGAAAUCUAGAUCCAAAUCUGUUGAAAAAGCAUCUGACAAAGAGUCUUCACGAAGAUCUAGAAGCAGACGCUCAAAAUCUCUUACUCGCCAAAAGAGUCGAUCGACAUCCGUUGAAAAAAUAGCAGACAAAGAGUCUUCGCGAAGAUCUAGACGUAGACGCUCCAGGUCCACCGCUCGCCAAAAGAGUAAGUCCACAUCUGUUGAAAAAACAACUGACAAAGAAUCUUCACGGAGAUCUAGACGUAGACGCUCCAGGUCCACCGCUCGCCAAAGGAGUCAAUCGACAUCUGUUGAAAAAACAACUGACAAAGAAUCUUCACGGAGAUCUAGACGUAAACGCUCCAGAUCCACAGCUCGCCAAAGGAGUCGGUCCAAAUCUGUUGAAAAAACAGCUGACAAGGAGUCUUCACGGAGGUCUAGAAGCAGACGUUCCAGGUCUUCUCAGCGCAGAUCCCAGAGGUAUGAUACAGAAUCUCGCUCUAGACGGAAUCGCUCCAGAUCAGUAACACGCAGAAGAGCAUCAAGAUCAAAAUCUAAUCGUCGUUCUCGAUCUAGCUCACUGUCUCGUUCAAGGCACAGGAGGAGGAGUAGGUCAAGAUCAACGUCAAGAAGAAGGCGUUCUUUAUCAAGAGACAGACGUAAAAGAUCUCAAAGAAAUAGAUCAAGAUCUACUGAUAGAAGGAGGAGGAGAUCAGAUUCAAGAGAUCGUAGAAUAUCACUCAGGUUACGUAGCAGGAGUCGAACACCUGUUCGUCAAAGGCGAUCAAGGUCAAGAGGAAGAAGACGGAGCUCUAGUAGGUCACCGAUUCGACUACGGCGAUCAAGAUCUUCAGGGAGAAGAAGAUGUUACAGCAGAUCACCUGAUCGUCGAAGGUCCAGGUCGUCUGAACGGUUUUCAAGCAGGUCACCUAAGCGUCUUACAGACUUGGACAAGGCCCAGCUACUUGAAAUAGCCAAGGCUAAUGCAGCUGCCAUGUGUGCUAAGUCUGGUGUUCCCUUGCCACCAAGCCUGAUGCCUAUGUUAGCUCAAAAGAAAGAUGACAAAGCCAAUAAGUCGUCAAGAGAUACUCUAAAGGAGCUCACUGAGAAAUGCAAGAAGAUUGCUCAAAGUACAGAUGAUGUGAUAGUGAACAAACCUCAUGUUUCUGAUGAAGAAGAGGAAGAACGUCCUUUCUAUAAUCACCCCUUUAAACUCAAUGAACCAAAACCCAUUUUUUUCAAUUUAAGUACUCCAAGUAUAAAACCAGCACCACCACCACAACCAAAAAAUCAGAUCAGCCUGUCAAAGGAAUUUCCUGUCUCAUCUGGGUCUCAGCAUAGGAAAAAAGAAGCAGAUAGUGUCUAUGGAGAAUGGGUACCAGUUGAAAAAGGCAAAGAAGAAAGCAAGGAUGAUGUUUUCCCCAAACCAGCCAUUGAGGCUGUGGACAUAUCUACAGCUAUGAAUGAUCGAGCAGUGGCUCAGAAAAGGCUUAAUGAGAAUACAUUUGAUUUAGAGGCCAUGUGCAUGUUAAAUCGUGCACAGGAACAGAUCGACGCCUGGGCUCAGUCAAACUCCAUACCUGGUCAGUUCACAGGAAGUACUGGAGCACAGAUAUUAUCCUCAGAUGAAUUGACCAACAGUGGUCCCCAAGCAUGGAUUAGAAAGGAUCAGUUCUUAAGAGCAGCCCCUGUAACUGGAGGAAUGGGAGCUCAACUGAUGAGAAAAAUGGGCUGGAGAGAAGGAGAAGGGCUGGGAAAAAACAAAGAAGGCAGCGUUGAACCUAUUAUGGUUGAUUUUAAGACGGAUCGAAAAGGGCUUGUUGCUGUGGGAGAGAAGGCACAAAAGAGAUCUGGACAUUAUAGUGUGAUGAAGGAUCUUUCAGGUAAACAUCCAGUUUCUGCAUUGAUGGAGAUCUGUAACAAAAGAAGAUGGUCACCACCUGAAUUUGUGUUGGUGGAUGAUAGUGGGCCUGAUCAUCGCAAACAUUUUAUUUUUAAGGUGAGAGUGAAUGGAAAUGAAUACAGGCCUACUUUUGCCAGCCUUAAUAAGAAGCAUGCUAAAGCCACAGCAGCAACUGCGGCUCUCCAAGCGAUGGGACUUGUACCAAAGGAAAGCAUGGCUACUACCACCAUGUUUAGGAGUGCCUCACACCGCUAGAUAUUGUUUUUUAUAUUGACAUUAUUUCAGAUAAUUUACUCUGCACAAAAAUGGUAUUUGCCCUUUCAUGUUGUAAAUACAUUGGCAAUUCCCACGUUGUAAAAACUGUACAGGCACCUUCAGGUUUUUCUUUUGUACCAUCAAAAUGUAUUUAAAUCAUACUUAGUUUUUGGUAUGUUUAUAUUGUUUACAUUAGUGAUGUAAUUAUUUCUUAAAUGACUAAAAUCAGACAACAGACUCUGGAGGCAUCAGUAAUCUAAACCCUUGUUUUAAAACUCAUGCAAUUUCUCUUCGAUAUGGAAUGUUAACACUUUCAUACUGUUUUGUACUAUGCUGCAGUUUUCCCUGGUCUUGGUAAAGCUACUCUUGCACUUUUGCCUACAGCUGGUAAAAGGCCAUGCAGCUUACCUUAGUCUAGUCGGGGCUGGCGUGUACUGCUGGACAGAUACUGGGCCAGUACUGUUACCCCUGUGAGAAAGCAAGCAGUGGUAGCCCUGUUGUACAGUGUUAACGCUGCGGCUUCUCUUUGACUUUUGUUUGGGGUUUAACUCAGUGGUGCACCGCAACUGGCCGUACAGCCCAUAUUCUAGGACAUACGUGAUUAGGCAAAAGACUUGCUUUCAACGGGAGGGCAGAUGGUCCAGCGAUGGAACUGAUGAGACUUGCAAUGUAAAAGUGUCUCUCCCUGCAUGUUCUAAGAAGGGAGAUAAUGGAGUUGUCUAUUCCAAACAAAUUAACACACUGCCUGAUGUUGAUUGUAUGAAUUUGUGGUUAAUGUGAAUUUUAAACUCUAACAAAUCUACAACUGGAUUUGGGGGGCGGGGAUAGAAUGAUGCUUCAAUUGUUGUACCCAACUUGGUCAAUAAAGCAGCACAAGUUCAUAAUCUUAAUCACUGGUCAGUAAACAGUAAUUAAAAUCUAUGCCAAAACAACUUUUUGAAAAUACGCACAGUAUAGAAGUAUGUGUUGUAAAGAGUAGCAACAGUUGUUAAGGGUUGCAGAAUCCUUUUUAGUCUUUUUCAGUUGUUUUAGAAUAUUACCAAAUUAACUCCUUGGGCUUUAAUUUUCUGUAAUGGUACUCCGCCCUCAAGGAGACAGCCUGAUCCAGAGUUUUGGCUGUUUGAUAAUGGAGAGGAUGCAGAAUGACUUUAAAAAAAAAUUUUAAGAAAAACUAGUACUUUGGCUAUGUGCACUUUGAAUUUGAAAGGAAAAUUUUGGCUGCAAAGGGCAUUGUACACCUCUCACCAGAUUUGUCUGUGUUAUGAGCAGAUUGCCAGGAUUUAUGGCCUGUAAUAGUCCAGAUGCUUAUUUUUGAAAAGUCUUUUUGAAGUUGUUUCUUAUUACAGCUACUGACCAGAGCUUCAUCUGGGAACGAACAAAAUAUAGUUUGUACACAGUACGCAGUACUCUGGCCUACAGUGAAUGACCACUGCAGUGGCAGUAGGAACUUGGAGAUGGGGAAUUACUGGUACCUCUUCUUCUAUGAAGUAAAGUUAUUUGUGUGUUUUCUCAACUGUUAUUGAACAAAGCCUCUUUCUCUGCCCUAAAGGGAUGAGUAGCAGUGUCUCGUUUUGUACAUGGCAUAACGGAGGGACAGAGAAACGUUCUGAAUUCUCUACCACACAUUUCCAAGAAAUAAGGCCCCUUUGUAGUCUAUCAAAGCACUCUAGAAAUGCCUGAAUUAAUCGUAAUUUUUGUCAACGUAGUUGUCUUAAUUAAACUUCUUUUCCGUUUGGCUUCUUGCCUUCAGUCUCUGGGUAAAAUUGUUGUUCUUAGGUCUCCUUUCCUUACUUGCUGAAAUAGUUGUAAGGUAUGUAAUAAAUGUAAAUAGGAUGGUAAGCAAUGGAAAGGCAUUCUCUGGGAGAGCUGGAUGUGACACCUCUCUUAGCUGACGUCUAGCUUUUUGAUGUACAGCUCAAUGUAAUUAGCUCAGGAUGUGGGAGGCAGCUGCUAAUCAGGCUUUUGUUACUGUUAGCUGUAUCAAAACUAGACAUUAUCGGAGAUGUUGAUCAUUCUGUUUAGUAAGGUCUGGCUGCAUGGUAUCAAAUCUGGGAACAUACAGUCUUCUCUGGUACUUGUUACUUUGGUCUUUUUUGUCCAUAUUCCCUGUGUAUACUGUGAAGAUAUAUAUGUUAUCUCACAGAAGCGAGCAGAUGAAUUCAGUCUGACAGAAGACUCAAUUUAAAAAAAAAAAAAAAAAAAGCAAGUUCUGGAUUUCAUGCCUUAAAGACAUGAUACUGUAUAUAAACUUAACCCCUGGUUUUAAGGAAGAUGUAGAAAGAAAAAAUAAGAGUUAAGAUCUGUAACACCUUAAUUAUGACACUUCUUAAUGUUGAGGUUUCUGUUUUAGUUUCAUCCCUGUUGUUCAGAAUGAUACAUGGAUUUUAAAGCUAGUGCAGAGAUGUGCUUCUGUAAAGUUUGUACAUUUCAAUUGGUCUGAGUAUCCUUUGCAUGCAGGAAUAGACACGUAGUCUAUAUUAAAAGUAGUCUAUAUUUUAAAAAAAACAACUAG